Suillus subaureus is the source of this 482-nucleotide messenger RNA. RefSeq lists its product as uncharacterized. Lineage: Eukaryota; Fungi; Basidiomycota; Agaricomycetes; Boletales; Suillaceae. The transcript has 3 exons. The coding region runs from base 84 to 479 and encodes 131 amino acids. The record is from RefSeq and is a predicted model, not a curated record.
GCAGAAUAUGCAAUGUGUUUGCACUCAUCUCCUUAAUUCAGGUUUAAGUGCAUUCCCCCCCCCCUUUCAUUGUAUCAAAAUAAAUGCUUACUGUAAGGUUUUCAGGGACUAUGGCUAAAAGGCACAAUGUUCAAAUCAACUAUGCAAACUUCAAUAUUGCUAUUAAGGAGAAGCUUGGGAUCAAUUCCCCAACCAGCUUAAAUGAUCUCAGUGCCCUCUGGAAAAUCUGUGAUGCAUUGAAGGAUGGCUCCUGCCAUUGUUCCCAACUCACUGUGCACCACAAGAAAGGGGAGGUCAUUGGCAAGCCACACAAGAAGUGUGGUGAUACAGGUGUGCCACACAAAUGCAAGGGCAAUGGCAAGGAGAACACAUGUCUGAGGAAGCAAGUACAAGCAUUGGGAUUAUCUACACAAGCUCCGAAGAGUGCAGAAUUUGUGGAGAUGACAGAUGAGGAUGACACCAGCAAGGAAGAAGUUUAAUUG